AUGAGACUACUUGUGUUUCUUACAACAAUUACUAUAAUAUUAAUUUGUGAUGUAGAAUCAUUCGAUUACAGGCAUCAUGUGUACCAAAUAAUGCUUGAAAACAACAUAACGUUGCCAAAAAAGACUUACAUACGACGAGAUUAUGGAAAUAUUACCAGAUAUUGUACAAAUACCACAAAAAAGUGUAUAUGGAAAUGUUGUAACUUCGGAGAAUCAGUUGAAGACAAGCGAUGUAUUCCCGCCAAACACAACUUCAACAACAACACCAAGGACAAUCUAUCAAUACUAAAUGAUGUACUUAUAUAUGAUUCGAAAGGGCUACGGACAGCUAAGACUCUCCAAGAUAAAUUCCACUUAGUUCCAAAUCAUUUUUCUAAUGAAGAGUUCAGAAUGAAUUCGCUUGCAUUAAAUAUAUAUUUUGAAAUAUAUUUAUCAGAGGAUGGGGUGUUAUUCUAUGACAUAGACAACAAUGGUUACAGUAAUGUUAACGUAUUUGAUAAAAUAAGCGUAAACAAUUUUUGUAUAGAUGAAGAAAAUUACGUAAUCAAUUUCUUUGUUGACUUUGGUAAUGAACACGUAACACCGAAACCAGAUUCAUUAUAUUACAGAACAGUUGCGCAUAUACUGUGUGUAAUAUUGGUGACGUCUGUCCUAGUAAUGUAUUGUGUCCGCCCACAUCUCCGGGACCUCCACGGAAUGUUAGUGAUGACUCUCCUCUGUUGCUACCUCGGCAAAAGUAUUAUAGAAAUACACCAUAUCGUCUUUAUUCACGUUAUUAGCCGAAAGAUUGUCUUGCUUAUGGAAACAUUGCAUAUCUUCUGUAAUUUGGCAACAUAUUCAUUGACCAAUGUGAUGUUCCAUAUUGUAUGGAAAUCAAUAAAAUUAGGAGGAAACACAAUGAACACGCGUCGAAAUAAAAUCAAACAAUACAUCAAGUACAUCGCGUAUGCUUUUGGUCUUCCUCUGAUUCUAACUUUAGCAAUUUUAUAUAUAAAUUCAGUGGACAUGAGAUCUAUUUCGUGGUUUAUUACACCUAAAAUGGACAGUAUACUCACUUGCACAGGAAAGGAGAUGAUUGUGUACAUCUAUAUCCCCGGGAUGAUUUUGUUCUUGUACAAUAUAUUUUUAUGUUGUUUAAUCAUACCAAAGGUGUACGAAGGAUUUUUCGGCAGUCUUAUAAUGACUUAUACUUACAACGACGCGAUCAAAUAUGACGUAAUAAGUUUCUCGCAAAAUAUGAAACUUAUGACGUUCAUGACAAUCUCGGAGACUGCGAAUGCUUACAGUACAUGGAACAUGACGCUGUACGGAAUAGUAUCAACAAAUAAGUGGCUGUUAGGAGUUGUCAUUGUACUCAUAUUUCUACAUGACAGUAAUGCUAAAAGAAAAUGUCCUACAACUCCUGUACGCCAGAAUAUGCUGAGCAUGACGGAGAUGCAAUGA
Messenger RNA from Spodoptera littoralis (African cotton leafworm), 1443 nucleotides. The record is from the annotation of a GenBank genome assembly. Lineage: Eukaryota; Metazoa; Arthropoda; Insecta; Lepidoptera; Noctuidae.